Cercopithifilaria johnstoni is the source of this 1659-nucleotide messenger RNA. The record is from the annotation of a GenBank genome assembly. Lineage: Eukaryota; Metazoa; Nematoda; Chromadorea; Rhabditida; Onchocercidae.
AUGAAUUAUCCGUAUACUCUGAUUUUUUUACUGAAAACCACUGCUCUACUUAUCAUUCAAAUCUUCCAGGCAGCUGAGACUACCGAACUUUCAGGUUGUGAGAAGUGUGAUUUACGUUCAACAUUUUGUCAAAAAAAUAGCAGUACGGGUAAAGUGAAUUGUAUAUGCCGUUCUGGCUUUGUUGCUGAUAGUAUUGGAAAAUGUCGCCAUAUGCUUGAUCAUCGCGAAUUAAAUAUGUCAAAUAAUAAAUGUAUUUCGGGACAAGAUGAAGGAAUGGCUGCAAAAAUAUUAUCGGGAAUGCUAAAAAAAUACGAUCGAAAUUUGGUACCAACUGAAGAAGGUGUUGAUGUGGAUGUUGAAAUACUCAUUCAACAGAUAUCCGAAAUUUCCGAAAUACAUAGCAGCUCUAAAAUGCAUAUCUUAUUGGCGCAAAUAUGGCGAGAUCCUAACCUAUCAUUUGAAGACGUCCAAGGAGCAGAUUGUGUGCAAAAUUUAACUUUAUCACAUCGUAUGGUAGAGAAAGUAUGGUUGCCCAAUGUAUGUAUCGUAAACAGUAAGGGAUCAGUAAUUCAUGAAUCGCCCACACCGAAUGUUUUCCUUUCUAUUCUUCCAAAUGGCACCGUUUGGAUAAAUUACAGGAUUAUGGUGGAAACACCGUGUGAAAUGGAUUUUUCGAUUUUUCCAAUGGAUCGUGUUGAAUGCACAAUGGUUUUUGAAAGUUAUUCAUUUAAUAUUGGUAAAGUUCGUUUGCACUGGAAGCGCCAUGGAAUUCCGGUGGAAGUAAUCGGGGAAACUAAUUUACCGGAUUUCCAUAUGACACAUUAUAUUCAUGAAAAAGCAACGUUCCAUUAUCCAGCGGGUGUUUGGGAUCAUCUAAACAUAAAGUUAUAUUUUCGUCGCUCUUAUGGUUUCUACUUGUUGCAAAUUUAUCUUCCAACCUACUGUAUGGUACUCAUUUCAUGGAUAUCAUUUUGGUUGGAUCGUCGAUCGCUUCCAGCUCGGGUCACCGUUGGCGUUUCGUCAAUGAUGGCACUUACUUUGCAAUAUUCCAAUGUCGCAAGGACACUUCCAAAGGUCUCAUAUGUAAAAGGUUUGGAUUUAUUCAUGUUCGGUUGUGUUGGUUACAUAUUUUUAUCAAUUGUUGAAUUAGCUAUUGUUGGAAUGUUGGAGAAACCGACGACGUUAAGGAGUCAGGGAAGUAUUGAGAAUGAUAUUAUUGAUGAUACUCCCUCAUCCCUGAAUGAACCCCGAUCAAGUAGACGAUUAUUCAGGAGAAAUCGUCGGAAGAAGUUACCACUUAUUGGACGGGUUGAUGAAGACUCACGGAUGUCUGAUUUUCAUCUAAGCGACAGUUUAUGGAUGCCUAAUGCAGCAGCAUUCGUCGAGAGCAGUGAACCGUCCACAUUUCAACAUCCGGAAAUAAUGAAAUUAACUGACUACAAUGGUGAUAAUACAAGUCGUUGUUUGCCCUGUCCAAUCUUUGAAGAAACAAGGAGUCACAGCAAACGUCGCAAAAAAAAACGGAGCAAGGGACGGAAAUUUCUGCGACAUUGGACCGGUGAAGAUAUGGACAACUUAUGUCAGAAGGCUUUUCCGAUUUCAUUUAUACUAUUGAAUUUGAUAUAUUGGACAUAUUACACCGCAAAAUCGAGUGACUAA